AUGGCCUGGUACGACCGCGAUGGCGAGUCAACAUCCAGAAACCCAUUCAAAAAGUUCAGACGCCAACCACGACGAACCAAUUCGCUUCAGCUCGAACGCGGCCUGGACCCUGUUGCCCCCAGCGCGUCCCAAAGCCUGGCCGGUCCGGAGCACGGGGACGGUUCUUCCCUGUCUCACGAGCUGUCGAAUUUCCAUCGGCCUCCCGAUACGGCGUCAAGCGCUCCUAGUAGUACCGCGCCUCUGCACAUCCCGACGUACGCCGACGACAAUGAGAGCGAUCUUCCCUUGAACAAGCCUCGGAAAAGGAGGACUCUCUUGGGGAGUGUAGGGGAGGAGUCUCCGGAUCAUGAUAAUAAAUUGACCCCUACGUCGUCUGAAGAGUCGGCGUCGAAAAAGCAACGGUUCACCGUGAUGGGGCAGCUGAGGGCGACUAUUUUCAAUUCAUGGAUUAAUGUUCUUCUAGUUGCUGCUCCGGUGGGGAUUGCUUUGAACUAUGUCGAUGUCGACCCGGUGGCUGUCUUCGUGGUCAAUUUUAUUGCCAUCAUUCCACUCGCCGCGAUGCUGAGUUAUGCGACAGAAGAGAUUGCCUUACGAACCGGCGAGACGAUCGGUGGUCUUCUGAAUGCGAGUUUCGGAAACGCUGUCGAAUUAAUCGUCGCCAUUAUUGCGCUGGUCCAGGAUGAGGUCAUUAUUGUCCAGACCUCGCUAAUUGGAAGCAUGCUGUCGAACCUUCUCUUGGUCAUGGGGAUGUGUUUCUUCUUCGGAGGCCUUGAUCGCCUGGAGCAGCACUUUAACCCUGUUGUCGCGCAGACAGCGGCGAGUCUUCUUGCACUGGCCGUGGGCAGUUUGGCUAUUCCAACUGCCUUCCACACCUGGUCUGGUGCUGGAGAAAAGGGCAUUGCCCCUCUGUCUCGGGGUACCAGUGUCCUCCUGCUGGUCGUGUAUGGCUGCUACCUCUUCUUCCAACUCAAAACCCACUCGGAGAUAUACAACCAAGCAAGCCCCAAAGUCGAAAAAAGACACAAGUCAGUCAACGAAGGUGAUGCCAGUCGGGGCAUCGCUCAGAUCGGCAAGAUGACGGCCACCAUGGGUGGCCACUCCGCGCAGCAAAUGGAACUAUACGAAGAGGAGGAAGAGGGGGAACAGCCUCAGCUCAGCAUUAUCGUGGCCGUGGCGACACUGAUUAUUUCCACUGUCUUCGUUGCUUUGUGCGCUGAGUUCAUGGUUGAUUCUAUCGACGCACUUACGAAACGAGGACACAUCUCGGAGACCUUCGUCGGGCUGAUUCUGCUUCCCAUUGUGGGAAAUGCAGCCGAGCAUGCAACGGCUGUGACGGUUGCGUGUAAGGACAAGAUGGAUCUAGCCAUCGGCGUGGCUGUCGGUUCUAGCAUGCAAAUUGCCUUGCUGGUUCUUCCACUUGUUGUGGUUAUCGGAUGGAUCAUGGGCAAGGAUGAUAUGACAUUGUAUUUUGAUGCUUUUCAAAUCAUCUUGCUCUUCGUUUCCAUACUUCUGGUCAACUACCUCAUCCAGGACGGAAAGUCCCACUGGCUUGAAGGCGUCUUGUUAAUGAUCAUGUAUCUGAUCAUUGCCGUCGCUGCCUGGUUCUAUCCUGCCCGGUCGGAGCCUACGACUUCAUAA
Monascus purpureus is the source of this 1638-nucleotide messenger RNA. The record is from the annotation of a GenBank genome assembly. NCBI's taxonomy places the organism in Eukaryota, Fungi, Ascomycota, Eurotiomycetes, Eurotiales, Aspergillaceae.